GCCCUUCCUGAACAUUCAAAGCCUUAAAUUAACUGCAUAUGAAAAGUAGCGCAUCCGUUCAGGUUGAAUGAAUUAGGCAUCCGACUACGGCGGUUUUCCAGGUAUUAGUCUAAAUGAAACAGGCUGUUCUCCGGAGACUGGCCAGGUUAUAAUGCAUAUAUUCAUUCAGACAUACAUACAUGCAUGCACGCAUGGGGUUUUGAAUGCACUAUGGGGGAGGAGGAAACUCGUACGAAGCUGCCGCUCGCAGUGGUGCCGUGUUAUGGAGGUUGACCAAAAGCCAGCAACACCCAGUCCGUGAAUAUCCCCCAGGGAGGGUGGAGGGGAAUGUGGAGGGAGGGUGGAAGUGAUGCAGCGAUAUUUCCUGCACCUGUGGAUGAGCUCACUGGCACCGUAUGCACGUAGGCUGCUCCGGAGCGCAAAGCGGACGGGCGGCGCGGGGCGGAGCGGAUGCGCAUUCGGGGGAUCGGCGAUCCGGGGCCGCUCUCCGUGAGUCCUGCGGGAGGGCGAUGGAGGAGGCAGCGGACGGCGCUCCCUCCUCCGCGCCGGAGGACGGCCACCUGGCGACCUGGCGCUGGGGCAGGAACGCCAAAGAGCAGGUCCAGCUCAAACAGAAGAUCCGAGACCUGCCCGCCCUCCUGAAACACGGGCUGCAUCUGCGGAGGAAAAGUCAGUCCCCUGACACUAUCCCCGGGCCCAGCGUGGGAUUCAGCAGGCAUAAGGCCUGCUCCCAGAGCUUUCCCUGUGCAGGCCGCGCUCUCAGGAACGCCUUCCUAUCCCACGGUCCAUAUCCCGGCAAGGAGAGGAUACACCUGGCCCGCAUUAUCAGGAGAACCUAUGAGGGUCUGGAGCUGGUCCAAUGGCUGCUGGAGCAGUGUCUGUUCAUCCAGUGCAGGACGAUGGCAGUGCGUGUCUGGCAGAUCCUGCUGGAGCUGGGCAUCCUGCUAUCGGUGGACCAGCGGGUCGUCUUCGAGGACUCUGACACCUACUACCGGUUCUCCUUCGAGGAGUGUGAGAUGCCGGCCUGUGGCUUCCGGCAGGAGGACGAGUGGCAGAAUGGGGUCCGUCUCCUCCUCCAGCUGGCCCCCUACGUCCAGUUCCGGGUCGGCGUCAUCAGCGCGCCUGAAGAGAAGAGCGACGAGAAGCGGGAUAUCUGCAAUGAGAUCCUCCAGAUGAAGGCUCUGGAGCGCCUCACUUCCACGAAACCUGUAUUUUUGGGUACCCCGUUCUGCGCCCCAGUCUCCGCCAUGUCCUGGGGCUGCGGCCUGAGGUACCUUUUCUCUCUGCCCCCUGCCUUGCAGCAGGGGGGCGUGUGCACCCUGCGUGACAAGGACGAGCUGUCCCGCCUGGAGAUGGUCCAGAGGCUGGCCAAGGACGGGUGCCGCUUCCUGCAGAAGGUUCCGGAGAGGGCUGAGCCCCACAGUCAGGAGGCUGUACGCGUCUAUCUGAAGGAGCGUGGUCAGGAUGUGUUGGUGCUCCAGCGGGUGUCAUCAGAGCAGCUGCUCCCCCCGGCAGCAGUGGGGGGGUGGGAAGAGGACAAGGACAGGCGAGGGUGGAGGUGCAGAGGGGGGUAUGCAGCAGCAGGUCCCGGGGUGCGAGGACAGGAGCAGGACGGCGCGGCCAUGGCCUCCACGCGGCAGCCCCCAGACCUGAGGCGCGCCACGCUGGUGGUGCAGGAAGAGGAAGAGGAUGAGGAAGGCUCCGACAGGAGCUGCGGCCACCCGAGGGUGCCGGCCUUCGACGUGCCGUACUUCCGCUACAUCGAUGACGAUGAGGAGGAGGGGGAGGUGGAUGGGGACGAGUGGCUUGCCAGCCGCUCCCCGUCAUCCAACGAGGAAGACUCUGUGACCGACUCGCCCACCUCUGCGUCCGACAGGUACGUGGUGGUGUCCGGGACGCCCCAGAAGAUCCUGGAGCACCUGCUGAGUGACCUGCGGCUGGACGAGGGCCAGGGGGCGACACCGGGCAAGGAGGCGGAGAUGCUCCUGGAUGACUUCCUGCUGACCUACCUUGUGUUCAUGUCCACCAGUGACCUGUGUCAAGCCUUGCUGGGACACUACUGCACCAAGAGAUGCCGGGGGAAGGAGGAGGGCAAGGAAGCCCUGUACCGCAAGCGCAAGGUGCUACACCUGGUGUCGCAGUGGACGGCCCUCUACAGGGACUUCUUGCGUGAAGAGGAGAACGUCAAGCUCUUCAUGAAGACCCUGUAUCGAUACGUGUUGGAUGACCUGUACGAAUAUCCCACCCUGGAGAACGACCUGAAGGAGUUUCAGAAACUCUUACGCAUGCACCGCAGACAUUACGCUCCACUAAUUCUCCGUCCUCCCUCACAGAACAAGGUCCUUUUCCACCAAUUGAGCCUAAAGGAGAACGGUCUUCAGCUCCGAGGCGUGUACAGCGACACCAGGGAAGUUCUGUGCCGUGUUUACGUGACUCCGGACUCGUACCUGAGCGUGAGGGCGAAGGCUACAGUGGUGGCCCAGGACCUGCUCCGCGUUGUGGCCGAGAAGAUGGAGCAGGCAGAAGAGGAGCUGGCCCUGGCGGCCGUCAGCUACACCGGCGAGAAGCUCGUCCUUCAGCCCCAUGACAGCAUCUGCUCGGAGUCCCUGGCGUUACCUGAGAGACUGCUAGCGUACCGGAAGGACACGGGGGACAUAAUGAAGCCGCUGAUGGACGGCGCCGAACUGGGACACCGAGCUGCCCGACUGCUCAGCCUGAACACGUGGGAUGUGGCUGUCGCCCUCACCAGCUUUGACUGGAGUCUCUUCAGCUCCAUCCACGAGCAAGAGCUGAUCUACCACACGUUCACCCGGUCAGCCAGUGGGGGGCGCACCGUAGCGCUGGAGCUCCUCCUGCAGCGCUGCAACGAGGUGCAGCUGUGGGUGACCACAGAGGUGCUGCUGUGUGCCACAGUGGCCAAACGCGUCCAGCUGCUCAAGAAGUUCAUCAAGAUCGCUGCCCACUGUAAAUCUCAGCGAAACCUGAACUCCUCGUUUGCCAUCAUCAUGGGCCUGACGAUGGCAGCGGUGAGCCGGCUGAGCCAGACGUGGGAGAAAGUUCCAGGCAAAUUCAGGAAGCUGUUCUCAGAACUGGAACUGCUAACAGACCCGUCCCUGAAUCACAAGGCCUACAGGGACGCUUUCAAGAAGAUGAAGCCCCCGAAAAUUCCCUUUAUGCCUCUCCUGCUGAAGGACAUCACCUUUAUUCAUGAGGGCAACAAAACGUUCCUGGACAACCUGGUGAACUUUGAGAAGCUGCAUAUGAUUGCAGACGCCAUUCGGUUGAUGCGCCACUGCCAAACUGAUCACAUGGGCAAUGAGAUGACCCAGAAAGAUAGUCCAGAGGUGCGGGCUUGUGUCCACUACCUCCACAUCAUCGACAAUCAGCAGAUCCUGUUCGAACUGUCUCAUCGACUUGAGCCACGGGCCUAGGCCACAAAGACUGAGAGUGUGCACUUCACACGCCAAGCACUUUGAGAUGGGGGGGGGGGGGUCAUUCCUUGACACAUGGCGCUUUGGCCUGUAUUGGGGCAACAAAAUAGGAACAGGCGUCCAUGCUUGGAACAUCCCAGAACGCAAACUACAGGUUCUGACGAGUCUGUACGCAUUUCUAUGUUCAACCACCAGGAGGAGACAGACACUCAGCUGCGGAAUACCAAUGCAGAAGCCAAACGAGAAGCAAAUGGCACCUAGUGACUGAAUGGCAGGACUUCAAACCCCCCAGAGGGGGGUGUUCGUUUCUGCAUCUGUAGAUUUUGAACACGCGAAAUGUCAAAUACACGCAAAUGUAAUAGGCGUAGAGAGGGGCAGGACAUUGGCGUCCAGGGAUGUGCAACCAUGAAGCUUGCUAGUCGACUUUGAGCAGAUUUAAAAGCCACAUUUGGGAGUUUUCAGUAUGGAGAAGAGUUCAUCCAGAGUAGUUGUAUAACUGAUAGUGUUAACAUAUCCUACAAGUGACCAGAAAUAACAGUAUUGAAUUCAGAGUCAUUUCAAAACUAAAGUGUGUCUGUGUGUGUGUGUCUUCUGGAGACAAAGUAUUGUGAAACCAUAAUAAUUCUACUUGUCCUGCAGUGUUUUUGCAGGCCCACGUUCCCUGAUUCCACACCUUUUAUGUACUUCGACUCAAUUUGGUCUGGCACCUCCCUAUAACUCAGUCAAAGCUCCAUAUUCUUAAUUAGCAGAAUAUAUUUUUAGAGGUAUGUAUGUGUUUCAGAAGCCAAUAAAAUAUUUCUAAUGUGGUGCCAAACAAUUAAGGAAGACAAUGCAAUUUAAGUAGAAUAACAGUGUUUUUAACAGUGUUGAGCCUUAUCUUCAGUAAUCAAAUCUCAGUACAGCCAUUUCACGACCUGCUGCAUUUCUGCAAGGCCCCGAUCGUGGCGCGUGUUGCUGCAGACCGCGGGCAAUCUAUCGUCACGACAAAGUCUCUACAUGCCCAGCUUGCAAUUUCGCCUGCAGCAGCAGUUUUAUAGGCCUCAUAUGGCCGUUUCCCUCGUGUAUCUUUUUUAACGGACUCUGUCGUGGUGCACAGUUACAACUCUCAUUACGACUUCGACCAAACCGCGUUAAUUAACCUGUAGCGUCCUCGGGAUGGUGCGACUCCCGCUCUCCGCUCUCGAACAUUUGCUAUAAUACAUAUAUGCCAGGAACGGACUCUGGUUUUGGGAAAAGAAAAAAAGAACUUUAUACUCUGCAGCUCUGCUAUCAUGUUCUUUGUGUAAUAGUGGAUAUAUGUUUUAGAUUUCCACUAUGUGGUUUUCAUGGUAUCCGUAAACCUGUUUACACACAACACGUGUAGAUUUUCUGUAAAGAUGUUGUGAAUAUUUUCCUGUGAGGCAUUAAUAUUAUUUAUUGGGGGGGGGGGGGGGGGUAUUUGAAUGAGGGUGAUAAAAUAGAAGCCGCGAGUUUUGUUAUACACUGUACAGGGGUUACGGUAGACAGAACAAGUAUGACUGAAGAAAAUCUGCAACCCACACGCUCCGUUUUUCUGUAGUAGUACAAUUUUUGUAAACGCGGAUUUGUGUAUCCCUCGUUCAUAGAGACGUUUCUCUGGGAAUUAUCGAUGAGAGGACAGCGGUUUCGAGAAGGCUGUCGUUUUUGGACUCAUCAAAAUAUACGGAAAAUUAAAAUAGUUUGUUGUGGGCUGUAGUUUUUCCAGCAAUUAUUGCUCUGUAUGUAUUUAUUUAUUUUUCAAGAUGUUACUAAACUGGUCUGCAUGGAGUUCUUAAACCACACAUCGACCAAUUCACCUUGUGGGAACAGAAGCCUUUGUAAUAAUCUGUAAAUAUGCAAAGUGUGUGAAUUAUUUAUAUGUAAAAAAAGAAAAACUAUAAAGCAAUACAUUUUCAGCAUGUCCGUCCCUCACGCCGCUUCCAAACCAUGCCUAUUUUCUAAUUAUAUGCAUUUUUACAGUGAUUUGAAAGUUUAUUGAAAAAUAAAACGUUUUAUGUUACAAAAA
Molecule: messenger RNA, 5454 nt
Organism: Paramormyrops kingsleyae
Lineage: Eukaryota; Metazoa; Chordata; Actinopteri; Osteoglossiformes; Mormyridae
Source: RefSeq, a predicted model, not a curated record